This is a messenger RNA of Anastrepha obliqua, 1778 nucleotides long. Its product is annotated as tektin-3. The record is from RefSeq and is a predicted model, not a curated record. The transcript is spliced from 6 exons. Lineage: Eukaryota; Metazoa; Arthropoda; Insecta; Diptera; Tephritidae. Bases 122 to 1645 code for a protein of 507 amino acids. Gene Ontology annotation, biological process: cilium assembly; cilium movement involved in cell motility. Gene Ontology annotation, cellular component: nucleus; microtubule cytoskeleton.
AAUUUAUGUCGAUUUUCGUAGCCUAAUUCUGUAGUUUAAAAAUUGUCAGUUUUUUUUGCUUGUACAAAUUAGUUUGUAUUUUUGUUAGUAUAAAAAAUUAAAAAAAGUCAGUUAAUUCAAAAUGUCUACAAAAUUUGAACAAACUGUGAUGUAUUCACAAUUACAGCCAUGGAGUACGGCUGGUGCACCGCCAUGUAUGGAGCCCGUGUCUGGUCCAUCCGUACCACCGCGCGUUGGCAUAUCUUAUCAGACAAAUCGUCCGCAUCCAUGGCGACCGACAUUGGCGUACGAAAUGAUUGAGGUCAAGAACUUAGCUGAGCAACCAGUCACCAAUCAGCUGAUGAAGCCAUGCUUCUCACCCUCUGGCAUGACAACCGAACCUAUGAACUUUCCCAACUUAGUAACGGGUUUCGAACGCAAUCCACAACACGCUGCCCGUGCGGCACUCUUCACGCGCUACACGAACAACGAAUGGGUCAAUAGCAAUCUUACCAAAUAUGCAGAAUCGAAUAUUAAUAGAAAUCAGGCGGAGCGUUUGCGCAACGAUGCCGUGCGUCUAAUGCGCGAAACCGAUGAGAAGACUUCGCAGGGCCAACGUGAUGCCGGCCGUCGUUUGGGUGAACGUAUAACGGAUGUAACAUUCUGGCGCAACGAAUUAAGCGCUGAGCUGGAUAAAUUGAUUUCUGAAUCGUCGGCGAUUUCCGAAUUGAAGCGUCGUUGCGGUAAGGCCAUGCUUGACUUGGAAGCGCCUCUACAUAUCGCACAAGAGUGCUUGUACCACCGCGAAGCGCGUGCGGGUGUGGAAAAGGUACACGAUACAGCUGAAAAGGCGCUGCUACUAGAAAUAGAUAACGUACGGAAUUCGCGCGAUAAGCUUAAGGAUCUCCAUGAAAAGAUCACAAGGCAAGCCAAUGACUGCCGCGCCGCUCAACACUUACUGGAAGAUGAUGUUGCGCAUAAAGAGUCAACUUUGGGUAUUGAUUCGGUUUGUCAUCAGUUGAAUAACUACAGUCGUGGCAUUACUUAUUAUGGCGGCAUUGAAAAAUACGAUCCGAGCAUUAGUACGCAGGACUCAUGGGCCGAGUCGAGCAGUCAACGUGUUAGCAGAUCCCAGGCCGAGCGCGCAAAGCUCUCACAACUACGUAGUGAUGCCGAAACGAUUGUGAAUGCCAUCGCUCAAUCUGUAUGGGAUCAUUGGAGUAAUACGAAUAAUGCUUUGGAUAGACGCGCACAGGAGAUGAAUGAGUCCAAGAAUAAGAUACAGUUACAUUUACACAAAGUGCAACAGGAGCUUUUCGAUCUGGAAAAACACAUUUUCCUUAUACAAAAAGCCAUACAGGAUAAAUCGAGUCCAUUGAAAGUGGCACAAACGCGCUUGGAAGCACGUACGCAUCGUGAGGGCAUAGAAUUGUGCAAGGACUGGGCACAACUACGUCUGGUGCAAGAAGUUCAAGAUAUACAAGACACCGUUAAACAGCUGCAUCAUAAGUUGCAGGAAGCCGAGGCUCAACAUCAGAAUUUGUUAAAAACCCGUUCAACACUCGAGGCUGAUUUGCGUCGCAAAGUGAAUGCAUUGUUCAUUGAUCGGGAAAAGUGUAUGGGGCUGAGACGUUCUUUCCCCGUAAAUAAUUUGAUUAAAUACUAAAUUAUUGAAGUUUAAAAAUUGUUUUCGUGUCUAAAUCAAAGUGGAUAAUUGAUUACCACACGUGCAUGUAUCAUAGCACAAUUGAGUGCUAAUAUAUUUUAUGUCAAUAAAUAAUUAAAUACUUGAAUUUAAA